Molecule: messenger RNA, 1506 nt
Organism: Pararge aegeria (speckled wood butterfly)
Lineage: Eukaryota; Metazoa; Arthropoda; Insecta; Lepidoptera; Nymphalidae
Product: monocarboxylate transporter 7-like
Exons: 9
Coding region: 48-1463 (471 amino acids)
Biological process (GO): transmembrane transport; monocarboxylic acid transport
Molecular function (GO): monocarboxylic acid transmembrane transporter activity
Source: RefSeq, a predicted model, not a curated record
UAUAAUUCAGUGUUGUGUUUUUUUACGAAAUAAUAUUUUGUAUUAAAAUGGACGAAGCGUAUGCACACUUAGAAGCAAACAAUCUGAAGGAUAACAAGAAAGCUCUUCUACCUCCCGAUGGGGGUUGGGGUUACGCUGUUUGUAUUGGCGUUGGAUUUACUUUCAUGCUGGGUUUUGGUUCAUCAAACGCCUUUGGGAUAUUAUUUAACAACUUUUUCAUAGAGCAGGACGGUGCUAGUGGACUUCCACUUGUGAUAGGUGUUUAUAAUGGAGCGUUAUCAAUAUCAGGUUUUUUAAGUGGGAUUGCCCUUAAGAAAUAUUCGUUUCGCCAAGUAGGAUUAGUCGGCGCUGGAUUAUUUGUAUUAGGUGAUAUAUUAACCAUCUUCGUAGAGAGGACAUACCAACUUGUGUUCACUUUUGGUGUUAUAAGAGGUGCAGGCUUCGGUGUAAUGAUACCAGUCAGCUUUACAGCGUUCAAUUGCUAUUUCACAAAGAAACGUACAGCCAUGAUGAGCGCGAACCAAACUAUGAGCAGCAUGGCGUCCAUCACAUUCCCUAUAAUGGUGACCUUCCUGCUAUCCGAGUACGGGUUCAGAUGGACCCUCGCUCUGAUCAUGGCUGUGGACUUGCACUUGGUGUUUGCGAUGCUUGUCAUGCAUCCGGUUGAAUGGCAUAUGAUAAAAGUACCGGGAUGUGCUGAAGUUGAGCUCUCACCGGAUUCAGAAUCGAGAAGCCCCAAGAAAAUAAAAUUAAAAAGCGAUGUCUAUGAUGAAUCAGCUAUCAAAAUGUUACCGGGAGACGACGAUGCUGUAGAAAUUAAAACUACUGCUCCCCGGCACCAGUCUAUUCAAAAAAGUAUAAUGAAAGUAAUAUACGAUAAUGUCGAAUUAGAUUUGCUUAAAGACCCUCGUUUUGUGAGCACAUUAGUGGGGCUGGGAUUUGCUUUCGUGUCUGAUGUGACUUACUUAGCGAUGGAGCCAAUGUUGCUAUUUUCAUAUGGAUACACUAAGAUCCAAGUAGCAACAUGCGUUAUGAUCGGCGCCGUGGCUGAUCUGAUGGCAAGAUUUGGUCUUGCAAUAUUUACCUACUUUUACAAUGUAGAUAGUAAAACGAUCUUCUUUUUUGGAACUUGUGUUACAAUGGUGCUACGAAUAGCAUUGGUAUGUUCAGAUAACUUGAUUUUUGUCGUUACAAUAACCGCAGUGUCAGGUUUAGUCAGAUGUUCAGUGCAAGUGCUGUUUCCUUUGGUUUUAGUAACGGCGGCGCCAAAUAGAUUUCCAGCUGCAUUGUCUUUACAUAUUCUUUUCUCUGGAUUUUUGAUGCUCAUGACUGAUCCGUUAAUAGGUAUAAUAUAUGAGACUACAGGAAGUUACGUAAACUGUUUUAUAGCGAUGAGUUUUUGCUGCUUAGUGUGUAUUGUGCUUUGGACUGUGGACUAUUUUAUCAGUCGCAAACAAUCUUAGACAAUCUUAAUGAUACGAUUUUGAAAGACUUUAGAGGUUUCUA